Molecule: messenger RNA, 1710 nt
Organism: Triticum dicoccoides
Lineage: Eukaryota; Viridiplantae; Streptophyta; Magnoliopsida; Poales; Poaceae
Product: protein NRT1/ PTR FAMILY 5.10-like
Exons: 3
Coding region: 18-1610 (530 amino acids)
Biological process (GO): transmembrane transport
Cellular component (GO): membrane
Molecular function (GO): transmembrane transporter activity
Source: RefSeq, a predicted model, not a curated record
GGUCGAACAAGAUACCAAUGGAGGAUACGAAGGUCCCGUUUCUUCCUGGUACGGAUGAGUCGCCACUCGCCGGCGUCUCCGACUACCGCGGCCGCCCGGUGUACCGCAGCACAUCUGGCGGCUGGCGCUCGGCCCUCUUCGUCGUCGUGCUGGAGGUCGCUAGCGGUUUCGCCUUCUACGGCGUGCAGGCCAACCUCAUCAUGUUCCUAACAGGGCCUUUAGGCCAUUCUAACGCCGCGGCGGCAAUGGCCGUGAACGCCUGGGUUGGGACGGCCAGCAUCAUGCCACUGCUAGGAGCCUUCGUAGCCGACUCCUGGCUGGGGCGCUACCGAUCCAUCAUACUCGCCUUCACGCUCUACGUCCUGGGGUAUGGCAUGAUGACUCUAGCAUCCAUGCUCCCCGUCCAAGGAAUCGACGGUUCCUCUUCCCAUCCUUGUUCAUUACAAGUGGCCUUGUUCUACACCUCUCUCUACCUCAUAGCCCUCGCGCAAGGCGCGGACUAUCCAUGUGCCCUGGCCUUCGCUGCGGAUCAGUUCGACGCGAACGACCCUCGGGAGCAUGCUGCACGCAGCUCCUUCUUCAAUUGGUGGUACUUUUGCUUAGCCGUUGGUACCACCAUGGCUCUCGGUGGAGUUGGAUAUAUCCAGGAGUCCUUUGGUUGGGCAAUUGGAUACGGUAUGUUAUGCACCACGGUGCUCUGCGCCGCCAUUGUGUUCCUCAUUGGAACCUCUACCUACCGCCUAUACACGCCCACCUCUGGCGCCAACAACCCCGUCAUGCUCCUUGCUCGGAGCAUUGUGUCAUGGCUUGUCAAGGAAACCCGACAGGAGGAAGAAGCGGCUGCUAUAGCCAAGGAGGUAGAGGAGGCGCACAGCAUGCUGCACCUGUUGUCUAUCUGGGCGGCGUGCCUAUCCUAUGGUAUGGUGUUUGCGCAAAUCAUGACGCUGUUCAACAAGCAAGGUCGCACCCUAGACCGUCACAUCAUUGGCUGCCUAGAGUUGCCGUCUGCCGCCCUGCUGCUGUUUGGCCCGGCAACAAUCCUUGUGUUUGUUCCUUUCUAUGACAGGGUGUUGGUGCCAUUGCUUCGCUCCAUGACGGCCAAUCCAUCGGGGUUGACGUUGCUGCAACGCUUGGGAUCAGGCAUAGCUAUGUCGCUUGCGGCGGUGUCAACAGCGGCACUUGUGGAGUCUCGGCGGUUAAAGGUGGCCCGCGAGCAUGGUCUAGUGGAUGUUGCCGGUGCCACUGUGCCAAUGAGCUGGAUGUGGCUGCUGCCGCAGCAUGUGAUGAUGGCGACGGCAAGCGUGUUCGCCGAAGUCGGGAUGCAGGAGUUCUUCUACGACCAGAUGCCACACGAGCAGCGCAGCUUGGGCCUGGCGCUCUACUACAGCGUCUUGGGCAUCGGCAACUUCAUCAGCGUCUUCCUCAUCUCCCUCAUUGACCGCAUCACCAGGAGCGCCGGCGGGGAUAGCUGGUUCGCGGACAACCUUAAUCGUGCUCACCUUGACUACUUCUACUGCUUGCUCGCUGGCCUUAACGCUGUCGGCUUUGCCCUCUUCCUCUGGCGCGCAAGCUCCUAUGCCUACAACAACAACAACAAGAUGCUUUGCUGACGUCACAUGCUUCAUGGAUUCGUCGAAUAAAUUUCCUGGUUAUUUAGUGUAUUGAGUUACAGCCAUACUCAUCAAAUAACUAGGAAAUUUAUUUAUGUUC